GUCAUGGUUGGGUCAUCGCUGGUCAUCGUUGGGUCAUGGUUGGGUAAUGGUUGGGUCAUCAUUGGGUCAUUGGUCAUUGUUGGGUCAUCACUGGGUCAUCAGUGGGUCAUUGGGUCAUGGCUGGGUCAUGGCUGGGUCAUGGUUGGGUCAUCAUUGGGUCAUUGGUCAUUGUUGGGUCAUCGCUGGGUCAUGGUUGGGUCAUUGGGUCAUGGUUGGGUCAUGGUUGGGUCAUUGGGUCAUGGUUGGGUCAUUGAGGGGUCAUCAUUGGGUCAUUGGUCAUCGUUCGGUCAUUGUUGGUCAUGGUUGAGUCAUGGUUGGGUCAUCGUUGGUCAUCGUUGGGUCAUGGUUAGGUCAUGGUUGGGUCAUUGGGUCAUGGUUGGGUCAUCAUUGGGUCAUCAUUGGGUCAUUGGUCAUCGUUGGGUCAUGGUUGGGUCAUGAUUGGGUCAUGGUUAGGUCAUGGUUGGGUCGUUGAGUCGUGGUUGGGUCAUCAUUGGGUCAUUGGUCAUCGUUGGGUCAUUGGUCAUUGUUGGGUCAUGGCUGGGUCAUUGUUGGGUCAUGAUUGGGUCAUUGGUCAUGAUUGGGUCAUUGGUCAUCGUUGGGUCAUGGCUGGGUCAUGGUUGGGUCAUGGUUGGGUCAUCAUUGGGUCAUUGGUCAUUGUUGGGUCAUCACUGGGUCAUCAGUGGGUCAUUGGGUCAUGGCUGGGUCAUGGCUGGGUCAUGGUUGGGUCAUCAUUGGGUCAUUGGUCAUUGCUGGGUCAUGGUUGUGUCAUUGGGUCAUGGUUGGGUCAUGGUUGGGUUAUUGGGUCAUGGAUGGGUCAUCGUUGGGUCACGGUUGGUCAUCGUUGGGUCAUGGUUGGGUCAUGGUUGGGCCAUUGGUCAUCAUUGGUCAUCGUUGGGUCAUGGUUGGUCAUGGUUGGGUUAUCUUUGGUCAUGGUUGGGCCAUUGGUCAUGGUUCGGUCAUCAUUGGGUCAUGGCUGGUCAUCAUUGGGUCGUGGUGGGGCUUGGGGUCACCAUUGGGUCAUGGUUGGGUCAUUGGUCAUCAUUGGUCAUUGUUGGGUCAUGGUUGGGUCAUGGUUGGGUCAUCUUUGGUCAUGGUUGGGUCAUUGUUGGUCAUUGAUGGGUCAUCGUUGGGUCGUGGUUGGGUCAUUGGGCCAUGGUCAUUGGUCAUCGUUGGGUCACUGUUGGUCAUUGAUGGGUCAUUGGGUCAUGGUCAUUGGUCAUGGCGGGUCAUUGGUCAUCGUUGGUCAUUGUUGGGACAUUGAUGGGUCAUUGGGUCAUGGUCGUUGGUCAUCGUUGGUCAUUGAUGGUCAUUGUUGGGUCACUGGGUCAUGGCUGGUCAUUGGUCAUCGUUGGUCAUUGUUGGGACAUUGCCAUGGGCACUGGUGAUCUCUGGUCACUGGUCAGUCACUGGUCAGUCACUGGUCA
Cyanistes caeruleus (blue tit) is the source of this 1424-nucleotide messenger RNA. The record is from RefSeq and is a predicted model, not a curated record. Lineage: Eukaryota; Metazoa; Chordata; Aves; Passeriformes; Paridae.